Molecule: messenger RNA, 426 nt
Organism: Plectropomus leopardus (leopard coralgrouper)
Lineage: Eukaryota; Metazoa; Chordata; Actinopteri; Perciformes; Serranidae
Source: RefSeq, a predicted model, not a curated record
UUUUCUUGUUCAUUGUGUUUUUCUGACAGGUGAAGCAGAUUGAGAAGAGAGACUCUGUGUUAACCUCCAAGCAGCAAAUUGACAGAUUACUCAGACCUGGAUCGUCCUACUUCAAUCUCAAUCCCUUUGAGGUGCUGCAAAUUGAUCCCGAGGCAACAGAUGACGAAUUAAAGAAAAGAUUUCGGGCGUUGUCCAUCUUGGUUCAUCCGGACAAAAAUCAGGAUGAUCCCGACAGAGCACAGAAAGCCUUUGAAGCUGUGGACAAGGCAUACAAACUCCUUCUGGAACCAGAACAAAGGAAGAGAGCCUUAGAUGUGAUCCAUGCAGGACAGGAAUAUGUGGAGCAUAUCGUUAAGGAGAAAAGGAAACAGCUAAAGAAGGAUGGGAAGCCGCAGUAUGUGGAGGAGGAUGACCCUGAAGUGGUAA